Messenger RNA from Xenopus laevis (African clawed frog), 1893 nucleotides. It is a transcript of the gene slc25a37.L, whose product is annotated as solute carrier family 25 (mitochondrial iron transporter), member 37 L homeolog. Gene Ontology annotation, molecular function: iron ion transmembrane transporter activity; ferrous iron transmembrane transporter activity. The record is from RefSeq and is a predicted model, not a curated record. Gene Ontology annotation, cellular component: mitochondrial membrane; mitochondrial inner membrane; membrane. Gene Ontology annotation, biological process: transmembrane transport; iron import into the mitochondrion. The transcript is spliced from 4 exons. Bases 129 to 1109 code for a protein of 326 amino acids. NCBI's taxonomy places the organism in Eukaryota, Metazoa, Chordata, Amphibia, Anura, Pipidae.
CGAAGCCACGCCUUCCUCAAGCCAUUCCUUCAGGAUAGCAUGUUGCCUUGCAAUGCUUGGAGUUCAGUCAGAUAAGUCAGCUCGGGCUGCUCUCGUGCAGUGAGGUGUUGCUACUUCAGUGCCGCUCCAUGGACCUGAGAAGUGCUGGGCUCCCUGUGGAGGCCCGAGAGGGGAUCUCUCCCUCACCCGGGGAUAAUGAUGAGUAUGAGAGCCUGCCGCCUGAAGCCUCCCCUCUCACCCACAUGAUGGCAGGAGCGGUUGCUGGUAUCUUGGAGCACACCGUCAUGUAUCCAGUGGACUCUGUCAAGACACGAAUGCAGAGCCUGCAGCCCGACCCUAAAGCCCAGUACAGAGGGGUCACUGAGGCACUUAAAAGGAUCAUCCGCACCGAGGGAUUGUUUACACCUUUGCGGGGGAUCAAUGUGACGAUGCUGGGGGCUGGCCCGGCCCACGCCUUGUAUUUCGCUUGCUAUGAGAAGAUGAAGACCACCGUAGGAGGGAUGAUCAAUCAUUCUGGGAACAGCCAUGUGGCUAAUGGGGUGGCAGGAAGUUUGGCAACGCUGUUACACGAUGCAGUGAUGAAUCCAGCAGAAGUGGUAAAGCAGCGAAUGCAGAUGUACAACUCCCCCUACAGGAGCAUGCUCCACUGCAUCCAGAGUAUCAGCAGGACAGAAGGAAUUGGGGCUUUCUACCGCAGCUACUCCACACAGCUCUUCAUGAACAUCCCUUUCCAGGCCAUCCACUUCAUUACAUACGAGUUCACUCAGGAGCAGCUAAACCCACAGCGACAGUAUCACCCCGGCUCACACAUAGUCUCUGGAGCUAUUGCUGGAGCUGUAGCAGCAGCAGCCACCACUCCUCUCGACGUGUGCAAAACAUUGCUCAACACCCAGGAAAACACGGUCCUCACUUCUGUCAAUAUCAGUGGGCACCUCUCUGGCAUGCUCAAUACCUUCCGGACAGUCUACCAGCUAGGUGGGAUGGCAGGUUUCUUCAGAGGUGUCCAGGCCCGAGUCAUCUACCAAAUGCCUUCCACCGCUAUAGCCUGGUCUGUGUAUGAGUUCUUCAAGUACUUUCUUACCAAUCGUAAUAAUCAUUCUUCCCACUGAUGAGCCUGCAGACCAACAAGCUGCUUCUUAUUUAUGAGGAUGCUUCAUCCAGUGAGAUGACCUCCUUAUUAUGCUCUGGGCAUCAGCCUUGAGCUGGAAGGCAUCAGUGCAAGCUCCUCAAGAAACUUCAUAAUGAAGUUAAUGUCUAACCUACUUCAGCAGGGACAUCCAAGCCAUUUCUGGGCACCUUUCAUCCUUGCUCCAGACUCUAGAGGAAGAAUGUGGAAUUAAUCCUUUGUGGAGCUAUAGGCCUUUGCCUGUGCUUUGCUCAGAAUGUAGGCCUGUGUAUUUAGUCUGAUAUUUGGGGGAAAAAGGAAAUAAGUUGCACCAAAAGAGAUCAGCAUUGCCUUGCUGGUACUCUGCAGUGUUCUGCUGUAGCAGCAUAAAUAGAUAUAUAUAUAUAGAGAGAGAGAGAGAGAUGUGGGAAGGUCAUUGGGGCCUUUCCAUGCUAUUUUUUCCUUAUUUAAUAUUUUAAGAAUUGGAAAUGUGCACAAUGCCGUUAAUCGAUUUAUAAACUAUUCUUAUUAUGGAACAAAUAGAUUUUAUAUGAAUACAUGUCCGUUUCCCUUUUGGGCGAGACUUGGUGUCCAUAUAAAGGGACGGAGAGAAGAAUGUUUAUGCAUAGCUUUAUCCUAUAUUUUAUAUGCCUUUUACUUCACAUUGGGGACUUUGUAUAAUGGGUUUUGGAGCAAAUUUCAUCUUGUAGAAAAGGAUUUUUUUUUCAUUUCUUCUGCCUUAUAUUCCAGUUAUGUUACCUGUGUAUUAGUACCUUAUUGUCCCACAA